AUGGCAGAAGAAAUGCUGUUUGGACAUCAAAAUGAAGCAUUUGAGUAUAUGGACGAAAGGACGGAUGAUACUGUAACCACGGAAUCAGGCUUCAUAACCCCUACCAGAGUUCCUUAUACACGAUACCGAUUGAAACGACAUAACUACAAACUUAAUACCGAAGGUAUCAGCAAAUCAGGGGAUGAAGAAGUUGAUAAGAUGAAGAAAUUGGACGAGAGUCCAUCGGAAGAUUUACCGUCGUCAUGGUUGGGUCGUGUCAGAAAAUCAUUUCAAGGAGAUUUCGGAUCAUUAUGCUUGUUAACAUUUCUCUAUUUACUGCAAGGCAUCCCUUUAGGUUUGAUUGCGGCCAUUCCACUUGUACUGUCCAGUAAACAUGUAUCAUAUGGUCAGCAAGCGGUCUUCUCAUUUGCACAUUGGCCUUUUAGCGUGAAGUUGCUUUGGGCACCAAUUGUGGAUUCGGUUUACUGGAAACGUAUAGGUCGUCGGAAAUCGUGGAUGGUUCCAUGUCAGUAUCUUAUUGGCAUUUUUAUGCUUUCAUUGUCCUACAGAGUUUCCGAAAUUAUGGGUGAUAAUGGUGCAGAUUCAAAGCCGCCAAAUGUGUUCUUAUUAAUGUUUUUGUUUUUGCCAUUGAAUUUCCUUGCCGCUACACAGGAUAUAGCCGUGGAUGGUUGGGCGCUUACCAUGCUUUCUAAAGAGAAUGUUGGGCAUGCAUCGACUUGCAAUGCAGCAGGUCAAACAGCUGGCUUUUUCUUGGGAAAUGUCAUGUUUUUAACGCUGGACUCACCCGAUUUUGCCAAUCGUUUCUUCCGUAAUAAGCCGGAGCCGUUCGGCUUAAUAAACCUAUCCGGUUUCAUAUUUUUCUGGGGAUGGGUAUUUCUGAUCACAACAACGCUGGUACUCAUUUUCAAAAAAGAAGUUGAUCAUUCCGUCAUAGAUAAAGAUGAUGCUGAUAACAAGAAUGAGGUGUUAGAGUUAGGAAUUUUUCAAACCUAUGCCGUUUUAUGGAAAAUCUUGCGGUUGAAGCCAGUUAUGUGGAUGGUCAUCAUCUUACUAACCGGAAAGUUCGCAUUUGCGGCAACUGAUGGGAUCACAGGUUUAAAAUUAAUUAGUAUGGGUAUGCCGAAGGAUAAGCUCUCCAGUAUUGCUCUGUUUUUGGUACCUUUGCAGGUAUUGCUACCGUGGGUAGUUGGCAAAUAUAUAGCCGGUCCGCGACCUCUGAAUAUUUUCCUCCUUGCUUAUCCCUAUAGGAUAUUCUUGAGUGGGGUAUUUGCAACAAUGAUUUGGUGCACACCUCCAUUGUCUUCUAGAGACUUCCCAGCGUUGCUCUAUGUUGUUUGGAUCGUAGCAUACUGUUUCCAUCAAGUGGCAUCCUAUAGCAUGUUUGUGUCACUUAUGGCAUUCUUUGCCCAGGUAUCAGAUCCAGCAAUCGGAGGUACAUAUAUGACUUUGCUCAACACAUUAAGUAAUUUAGGCGGUAACUGGCCUGUCACACUUAUUCUUUCGCUUACAGACCAUUUCACUUUUAAGAAUUGUGUUGUUAAAGGGACCAAAACCAUUCUUGGUUCAUGCAAUACUGAAGUGUCAAUGAAUCAAUGCACAACAGAAGGAAAUGUUUGCGAACUGGCUGUGGAUGGCUAUUAUAUCGCUGUUGCAUUGUGUUCUGUUGUUGGAAUUAUUUGUGCACUUCGUUUAGUAAAAGUGUUGGUGUGCGGUUGGUGGUGUGAAGUGACCUCAUCGAGCAAAAAAGAAAUGGAUAAAACCUACUAUGAUCGAUGGGCUGAUAACGACUACGAGCAGUUAACAGAGUCUUGUCGUCUUGGGCCGACUGAUGGAUCUAAAAGCAGUUUCAGUGCAUCCCAAUCCUUCGAAAACGCUGAAUUUCAAGAAUCCUCUGAAGUUGAGCUUGAAAUGAACCGAUACUAUGGUUUAACUGAAGUUGAUUGCAGUUUAAAAGAUGCCAUAAUGCGGAUGAUUUAUGCGCAAAAAGUGCUUAAUAAAGUAACGCUAACAAAUAAGAGUGCCGAAUUCUGCCGACUGCUAGAAGAUUUCAUGCAUAACAUUGGAGGAAUGCAAAUGAAGCUAAAAGCUUUACUUUCACCAUUUGCAAAUAUGGAACAAUUUUGGACAGAUCCCCUUCCCAUGACCAAUACCGAUCACAGCACAGCAGGCACUACAACAUCACCAUUUGGUAAUACGCCGAUCAACGAACAAACAUGA
This is a messenger RNA of Brugia malayi, 2217 nucleotides long. RefSeq names its product Protein C21B10.09 in chromosome II, putative. The record is from RefSeq and is a predicted model, not a curated record. Gene Ontology annotation, molecular function: acetyl-CoA transmembrane transporter activity. The coding region runs from base 1 to 2217 and encodes 738 amino acids. The transcript has 19 exons. Lineage: Eukaryota; Metazoa; Nematoda; Chromadorea; Rhabditida; Onchocercidae. Gene Ontology annotation, cellular component: membrane.